AUUUUUGGGUGGCGUCGGUAAUAUUUCGUAAUGGAUCGUCGGUGCCGUAAAAACGGUUAGAGUAACAAAACGUGAUUUAAAGGUGGUGAAGGUGCCAAAGAGAGAGGAACGUUGCAAAUGAACAGAAGUCACAGGAAACAAAGUGCGAUAUUAUACCAAGGAGGAGGAAUUGAAACAGGAAUCAUUUCUGCCCUAAACUGGCCAGGAACAGAUAGAAAUUGCGUAGCCCGAUGAGAGGAAUGGAACUUAAUGGAGUCUUACGUAAUGGCCACAUCAAGCAGCAAAAUCUCAAUAUAUCAGAGAACGAAGAGAUAAAAAAAUCAUCUCUUACCGUCUCAGAUCAAACCGACGAGGAAGAGGAAGGAGAUCAUGUUACACCUCUGCCUGGUUCAACUGUAAAUCUUGAUAUAGUCAGUUGGCCAUCAGAAGAUACAGACCCAUCAGGGCAGGUCCGCGUUACAGUCAUACCUUCGGCUCAGGACGAAUCUAGAAGAAAAUCUCGUUAUUCAACAUAUCAGCAAUCUCCGCCAUUACUUAUUCCUCGGCCAGACAACCACCUUUGUCUGGCAAUAACUGCAAUAAUCUGUUGCUGCCUACCUUUUGGUGUGGUCGGAUUCAUUUGUGCACUACAGGUGGACAGAACCUACGAUGAUGGAAACAGAGAAGGUGCUGUGCAGAAAUCGAAAAAUGCAAAGUACUGGAGUAUGACGGCUAUUGUGUUUGGCAUGCUGGGAAUAGUUGGAGCGUCAUUUUAUCUGAUAUUCUUUCAUCUCGUUCCUUCUAUCUCAUAGUUUUUGGGAGUUCACUUCAAAUUUCAGGCGUGACUAAAUUUCAUAUCAUGCGAAACAAGAAUGGAGAAGGUUUGAUGAACCUCAGCGUAGAAUAUGCGACAGUCAAUCUGAGUCUCUGUUCAGUCCUGGCUUGGAGGUAGGACCAUCUGCAUGGGAUAAUGGUAUCAUAUCCUAAGGUUCUUCCUCGCUGGCCUUUCACCAGCAACUAGCGAUGCGCGUGUGGAUGGUAGAACCAAGAACAUGGUAGAAAUCUACCUUAAACAUAAGAUAAUCUACGAUCAACAAGAAGAAAAAAACUUUAACGGAAGAGGUUGCGUUAUGGCCGAUGCAAAAAGGAGUGGUGUUUCGGACAGCACAAAACUACGAUAGGCAAACCUCUCAGCCUGAUCUAACUGCUAAGAGUCAGUUGGAUCGAUAAAGUCAAGUCAUUCAAAGGGUGAAUUUCUCAGAAAAUACUGAAAACAUACUUGAUUGCCUCAACAUCCUACAAAACCCCAUGUAAAUAACUCGUUUCGAUUUUCCUCUCUUAAUAAUUAUGCGAUUGUGCGUCAAACCAUAACAAUGAGACUUCAGCUUGUUAGUUUGAAGUAUGGCUCUCUUUACCAACCCUUUGACCUCUAAAACAGACCAGUAUCGUAUUUCUCCCCACAAUAUAACCCUUGAAUCACGCAUGAAGGUUACGAGAAUAAAGGAAAUGAUCACCAACUAAACAAAUUUUCCAUGUGAGCACCUAAGGAAAUGCAUGAAGGACAGUUUGGAGAAUAUGUAUACUGAUGUUAAGGUGUAAGGGGUCAAGCGAAGUUGUCAUUCCGGCUUUCAAACACGAUUUUACGGCACAGCGGCAGAUCCAGACGUAAUUAACUUUAACCAAAGAUACGAUGGGACCCCCUUCUAAAGACAUUUACAUUUUUUAAUCAUACGCUGGCAGCGAUAAAGCAAACGGAAGAAUGAGUUCCGAAACGCCUUCUGGUUGAAACCGAAAAAUUGCUUGAUGAACGAAAUAAUGUAAUUCUUUCAUUCGAACACUGAGUGCUGAAUCUCUGUGUCAAACAAAGAGAUUUUGCAGUACAGUACUGGUAAUUUACCUGUGCUCUGUCUUCAAUGCAUUAACCAAUGUAACUGUAACGUACUAUGAGUUUGAAAAAUAAUAAAUAUAA
Molecule: messenger RNA, 1948 nt
Organism: Pocillopora verrucosa
Lineage: Eukaryota; Metazoa; Cnidaria; Anthozoa; Scleractinia; Pocilloporidae
Cellular component (GO): membrane
Source: RefSeq, a predicted model, not a curated record